This is a messenger RNA of Centruroides sculpturatus (bark scorpion), 2179 nucleotides long. RefSeq lists its product as uncharacterized. Gene Ontology annotation, cellular component: Pwp2p-containing subcomplex of 90S preribosome; small-subunit processome. Gene Ontology annotation, biological process: maturation of SSU-rRNA from tricistronic rRNA transcript (SSU-rRNA, 5.8S rRNA, LSU-rRNA). The record is from RefSeq and is a predicted model, not a curated record. Bases 117 to 2126 code for a protein of 669 amino acids. NCBI's taxonomy places the organism in Eukaryota, Metazoa, Arthropoda, Arachnida, Scorpiones, Buthidae. Gene Ontology annotation, molecular function: snoRNA binding; protein binding. The transcript is spliced from 23 exons.
GCAACACUGUUACUGUUUAGUAGAUGGCGCUUUGUAUUUGAACCGUGAACACGUGUUGUGUGUUUGAAAUUUGAAGUGUUUUUAUAGUUAAAUUUUAUAUUAAAAAGACUCAAAAAAUGGCUGAACUUGUACAAUUGAGAAUAGAAGAUGCUAUUCCAGAAUUAGAACAAAUGGAAAGAAUAGGAUUAUUUACAAAUAAAGAAAUAAAGUUGAUAAUUAAAAGAAAAAAAGCCUAUGAAUAUCGUUUACAAAGGAGACAAAAGACAAAAGAAGAUUAUCUAAAAUAUAUUUAUUAUGAAAAGUGUUUGUUGUCACUAAUUCAAAAAAGAAGAAAAGAAACACACAAUUUCAACAAGAAAAAAGAAAUUGAUAUUUCUAUUGCCAAAAGAGUUAGUAAAUUGUAUAAAGCAGCCAUUGUUCGUUGUCAAAAAGAUGUUAACCUUUGGUUAGAACACAUUGAUUUCUGUAAAACUAUGCACUGGAAUGAAACUGUUAGUGGCAUGUUUACCCGACUUCUUCAAGUACAUAACAAUGAUCCUGAAUUAUGGAUCAUGGCAGCCAAGUGGGAAAUGGAGGAAAACAAUGCAGCAGAUAAUUCAAGAGCACUAUUUCAAAGAGGCAUACGCUUUCAUCCAGAAUCAAAAUUAUUGUGGAAUGAGCUUAGGAAGAAACAAGAACCAGAUAUAUAUACUCAGAACGAAGAAGAAAAUAUAUUAAAUGGCAAAAUUGCUAAAAUUAUUUACUCUAAUGCAAUUGAAACAAUUCCAGAUGUAAAUUUUGCAAUAUCUUUUAUUCCUAUUUGUGGAUCUUUUGAAUUUACAAAACCUAUAGAAGAACAAAUUUAUGAAGAUAUACAAGAAAGGUACAGUGAUAAAGAAGAAACAUGGAAUGCAUUAGCAAACAGAGGAUUAAGGAAACUUGAAGUUGAAUGGAAGCGUGCUGAAACUCCCAUUACUUAUCAAAGACUUCUAUAUUCAAAUGAUACAAACAGAUUAACUAUCAGUAUACAAGAAAGGUACAGUGAUAAAGAAGAAACAUGGAAUGCAUUAGCAAACAGAGGAUUAAGGAAACUUGAAGUUGAAUGGAAGCGUGCUGAAACUCCCAAAACUUUAAAUUUCUUAAGUAUACAAGAAAGGUACAGUGAUAAAGAAGAAACAUGGAAUGCAUUAGCAAACAGAGGAUUAAGGAAACUUGAAGUUGAAUGGAAGCGUGCUGAAACUCCCAAUACACCAGAUGAAAUGAUAGCUGACAUAAAGAAACAAGUUUUUAAUAUUUAUGAAGAAAGAUUACAAACUAAUCCUACAGAAAAAAUGUGGACACUUUAUAUUCAAAUGUGUUUAAAUCUAAUUUUAAAAUAUAGUGAAAAUCUGAAAGAAGAGUUAAUAUUACAUACAUUGAAUAUAAUGGGAACUGCAAACAAAGAAAAUUGCUUAAUUGAAGAACUGUUUAUGGAAAGGAUAAAAUUAUUAAGUACUUGUGAGUCUGAAGAUGUCUUGUCUCUUGCUUCAGAACUUGUUCAGAAAUGGCCUGAAAAUGUUUCUAACUGGUUGUUAUCUCUCAAUUUACAUAUUGAACAUAAAUCACCAACAAAAUUGAUAAUAUCAAUUUUCAAUGAAUCAAUUUCUAAUGUUCCAGAAAAGGAAUCCUUACCUCUUUGGUUUUUGGCAAUUGAAUGGCUUUCUUCUUCUAAUACUUCCAAACUGAAAGAUGUUUUUGAGCAUGGAAUUAUUAUGGGUGAAGUAAUAAGUAUUCCUUUGAAAUGUUUAUAUCUACAUUUUAUUUCAAAAACUGAAGAUAUAAAAAGUUGCAGAAAAUUAUAUAAAAGGCUCAGGAAUUUGAAGCCCCUUUCAGUUGAAUUCUUUCAAAAAAUGAUUGAAAUAGAAAAUUGUCUGAAGAAUCCUAUAAUAAAGAGGUUGAGAAAUAUUUAUGAAGAUGGUCUUCUUGAGUUUGGUUCAUCAUCAGUGGAUCUCUGGUUGGAUUAUGCUGAACUUGAAUUGACUCAUAAGAAAGGAAUGCCAACAGAAGUUGGAAACAUUUAUUGGAGAGCUAUGAGAACACUAGAAUUAGAGGAGGAAAAAGAGUUAUUCAUGGUUAAAUAUACAGCAUUGUUAAAUAGUCAUACUUAAUGUUAUGAUUGACUAGAACUGUAAAUAAAUAAAUUUUAAUUUUUUCAUGUUUA